Molecule: messenger RNA, 618 nt
Organism: Acytostelium subglobosum LB1
Lineage: Eukaryota; Evosea; Eumycetozoa; Acytosteliales; Acytosteliaceae
Exons: 4
Coding region: 1-618 (205 amino acids)
Biological process (GO): protein secretion; regulation of exocytosis
Molecular function (GO): GTPase activity; GTP binding
Source: RefSeq, a predicted model, not a curated record
AUGAACCCAGAAUACGACUACCUCUUCAAGCUCCUCCUUAUUGGUGACAGUGGUGUUGGAAAGUCUUGUCUCUUGUUGAGAUUCGCUGAUGACACUUACACAGAGAGCUAUAUCUCAACCAUUGGUGUCGACUUUAAGAUCAGAACCAUCAACUUGGAUGGCAAGAUCAUCAAGUUGCAAAUCUGGGAUACUGCUGGUCAAGAGAGAUUCAGAACUAUUACAUCAUCAUACUACAGAGGUGCACACGGCAUCAUCGUGGUGUAUGAUGUCACUGACCACGUGUCAUUCAACAACGUCAAGCAGUGGAUGCAGGAGAUUCAGAGAUACGCCUGUGACAGCGUCACCCGUUUGUUGGUCGGCAACAAGUGCGAUUUGAUCGAGAAGAAGGUCGUCGAGACCGCCGUCGCCCGUGAAUACGCCGACGCUGCCGGCAUCCCCUUUUUGGAGACCAGUGCCAAGUCGAGCGCAAACGUCGAGGAGGCCUUUAUGAUUAUGGCCAGCGAGAUCAAGAAGCUGCAGGGUGGCAUCUCGACAGGAGGAAACAACUACAACAACAACGUUGUCAAGCCUAGCUCUGGCACACCAGUUGUCAAGAAGAAGAAAUGUCUCAUUCUUUAA